Molecule: messenger RNA, 2270 nt
Organism: Nylanderia fulva
Lineage: Eukaryota; Metazoa; Arthropoda; Insecta; Hymenoptera; Formicidae
Gene: tum
Product: Rac GTPase activating protein tumbleweed
Biological process (GO): mitotic cytokinesis; mitotic spindle midzone assembly; Rho protein signal transduction
Cellular component (GO): midbody; centralspindlin complex; cleavage furrow
Molecular function (GO): GTPase activator activity
Source: RefSeq, a predicted model, not a curated record
GUCUCUCGCGUUGAAUUUCAACGGUCACGGAAAGACAGCUUGUUUUCAAAAAGUCCAACGUACGCUCGUUCACGGAGGAAGCGUGUGAUACAAAUCAGUCAAUUGAACGAGUUGUGCGCGCUAUUAUUGUUAUUAUUCACGAGUAAAGUGCCAUGUCAAUUGUAUAGAAGCUUCUAUUCUAUUCUAAACUCUCACAAGAUGACUUCGCUGUCACUUAUAGCCACUUAUGACGAAUUGGUGAGAUGUUCGAAUGUCCUCGUAAAUGGAUCCUGCGAGGAAGAAUUCCUGCAAUUCGCUUUGAACCAGGAGGAGAUGAGGCAGAAAUGGCUGGCUUCGGAGCAGGAAUGUCAACGACUCCAUGCAGCCCUGGAUAAGGCUCAUCACGAAAUUGCAGGACUGGAUAGAAAGCUGCGUCAUGCUAGAAGAAACUUGGAGGAGGAGAACCGCAGACGUCGCAUUGUUGAGGAACAAAAAGAUUUAUUGGAACAACAAAUUGCUACAGCCAGGAAUUUGUUUACUGAUGGAGGUAGAAAUCUGAAUGAUGAGACUAGAGAGAAACUGCAGUUUCUUAAUAAUACUUCUUUGAAUCAACAAAGUAACAUGCAUAUUCAGGAUGUUCACAUGGAGAAGCUUAACACAAUAGCCGAGUUGGACUCGACAGGCUCAAUAUUAAGUGACCUUAAUUGUCUAUCAAGAUCUGAAGAUGACUUAGAGGCCAGCACUAUUUUCCAGCAAACACGGAAGAGUGGGAAACGACAGUGGAAGGAGCAUCGUCCCAGCAGCGAACAUUCCAAGAAACAACGUCGUAGCUCGUUGCACAAAGUUACGGAAUUAAAUUCUUCCGACAGAAUAGUAGCCACUACCACUGUAGUAAUGCCCAAAGAUGGUGCAAUCACUGCAUCGUCUACAAUUGAAGCUAUACCUGGCGAUGAGAAUGUAGAUCCUCAGGUUCCUUCACAAAAUACACGCAAUCGGCGUAAGAGUGGAGAAUACAACAAAUCCAAGUUGUCGCAAAUAGAUCCAAACAAAAUACCAUUAGAUACAGCACCAUCAGCACCAAAGGCUGAAAUUCUUACGUCAACUUCAGAUACGGAAGAUGUCUUCAAACCAAGUCCAAACAUUGGAGGAUAUACUAUGAAUACGAAAAUGUCUAGGAAUCAUAAUUUUACAGCUAAAACUGCCAUUAGGUCGGAAAUUUGCACGCCUUGCGGCAAAAGAAUUCGAUUUGGAAAGAUUUUCCAAAAGUGCAGAGAUUGCAGAGCUACGGCCCAUACUGAAUGCAAGGAUUUAGUACCAUUGCCGUGUGUGCCAACAGGAAAUACGCCUACGUUGCGUGGUAUACCCGGCACUAUAGCUGAUUACACGCCUAUAACACCGCCUAUGGUGCCUUCCAUCGUUGUUCAUUGCAUUAACGAGAUCGAAUUACGCGGAAUGAACGAACAGGGUUUAUACAGAGUAAAUGGAGCGGCCGCAGACGCCAAAUGUCUUAAGGAUAAAUUCCUCAAGGGCAAAGGUGCCCCAAAUCUUUCCAACGUUGACAUAGCGACCAUCUGUUCUACUCUGAAAGAUUUUCUCAGAUCUUUACGUGAGCCGUUAAUCACUGUCGCUUUGAUGGGAGACUUUAUACGCGCGACAACGCUAACGGAUAAACAAGAUGCCGAUGCCGCUCUUUAUCAGGCAAUUUCAGAACUCCCACAACCAAAUCGGGAUACUUUGGCCUUCUUGAUGUUACAUUUGCAAAGAGUAUCGAGUAGUCUCGAAUGUAAAAUGCCCAUCAGUAAUCUUGCUAAGGUUUUCGGACCGACCUUGGUCGGUUACACUUCCAAGGAACCGUCUCUCACUAUGCUGAGUGAAACGAAACAUCAAGUUGCGGUGGUGGAAAAUUUGCUUCAAAUUCCAUCUGAUUAUUGGGCUACUUAUGUGAAUCCAACGAACUCAAAUGGAAUUUGUACCCCAAAAACGAACGAAUUAAAACAUACACCAUCAACAGAAUCGCUUCUUAAGCGCAGUACCUCCCGCGGUUUCUUCAAUACUCCGCUUUCUUCCAGCCGCACUUUUGCGAGAAGAAACAAGAAAUACUUUGCUACACCACCUUCUACUAGGGUAGGAUUCUAAUGAAGAAAUUUAUAUUUGUUAUACUAUAACAAGUCAUGAAUAUAUAUAACUACAGAAAUAUUUGUUUAACUUUAUACAUAAUCGUAUUUGUAAUUGUGUUUAUAUGUAUUCUUUUGUAAAUAUGCUUAUAUACAAUAAACAUUUCUCAAUUUGUA